Wallemia ichthyophaga EXF-994 is the source of this 2238-nucleotide messenger RNA. Its product is annotated as Transketolase-like protein 2. NCBI's taxonomy places the organism in Eukaryota, Fungi, Basidiomycota, Wallemiomycetes, Wallemiales, Wallemiaceae. The coding region runs from base 1 to 2238 and encodes 745 amino acids. Gene Ontology annotation, molecular function: catalytic activity. The record is from RefSeq and is a predicted model, not a curated record. The transcript is spliced from 6 exons.
AUGUCUGCAAUAAGUGCAAAAUUCCCAGUCGACCUUAAAUCUUUCAAGAAGCUCUCGCUCGAUUACAAAAAUCCACAACUGAGCCAGCAGCAGAGAGAAGAUCUCUUGCACAACAUCAACGUAUUCAGAGACGCCAUCGUUGCAUUUACUGCUACUGGUUCUGCAAGAGGUGUUUCCGGUCACACUGGUGGUCCAUUUGAUACAGCCCCAGAGGUGUGCAUCCUUCUCGCUUUCAUGAAUGCAAACCCUGAAAGAUUCGUCGAUACCUUCUUCGAUGAAGCUGGUCAUCGUGUUGCUACGCAGUACCUCCUUUCUGCACUUGACGGUCAUAUUGAGCCAGACCACCUCCUUAACUACCGUGAAGCCUACUCUAAACUCCCUGGUCACCCUGAAUUGGGCUUGUCUGACGGUGUCAAAUUUUCUUCAGGCCGUCUCGGACACAUGUGGGCUAUGAUCAACGGUGUCGCUCUCGCAAACAGAUCUAAGAAUGUUAUCUUGCUUGGAUCUGAUGGCUCGCAACAAGAAGGUAACGACGCUGAAGCGGCUCGUCUUGCCGUCGCUCAAAAUCUCAACGUUAAGCUCUUCGUCGAUGACAACGACGUCACCAUCUCAGGUCACCCUUCACAAUACAUGAAAGGAUUCAACACAGCAAAGACUCUUGAAGGACAUGGCUUAAAGGUGUUCAGAACUGAGGGUGAAAACAUUGACAAGUUGUAUGCAUCUGUCUGUGAGAUUGUUGCGUACGAUGGUCCAGCUGCUGUUGUUGCGUCGAGAAAGAUCGCUCCACAAAUCGAGGGCAUCGAGGGUGAAUCUCACGCCCACGAUGUUAUCCCAGUCGCUGUUGCCAAGAAAUACCUCACCAAGCGUGGCUACAGUGAAGACCAACUCAAAUUCUAUGACGACAUCAAGGCACAAAAGUACCAAUACGAACACGUUGGUGCAUCUAAGGAUGUCGGCGCCAACAGAGUCAUUUUCGGUGAAUCUGUCAACAUGGUCCUCGACAAGCUUUCAAAGGAAGAGGCAGCAAGACGUGUAAUGGUUAUCGACUCGGAUCUCGAAGGUUCAACUGGUUUGAAGGGUAUUCACUCAGCCCACCCAGAAGUCUUUGUUCCAUCUGGUGUCAUGGAGCGUGGUAACUUCUCUGCAGCAGCUGGAUUCGGAUUUGGAGGUAACGGCGAGCGUCAAGGUGUAUUCUCAACCUUUGCAGCCUUUUUGGAAAUGUGCUUGUCAGAAAUUACAAUGGCUAGACUUAACAGGUGCAACUUCCUUUGUCACUUCUCUCACUCAGGUGUGGAUGAGAUGGCUGACAACACUUGCCACUUUGGUCUAAACCACUUUUUCGCCGAUAAUGGUCUUCUUGACACUGCUCAAACCAACCUUUACUUCCCAGCUGAUGGAGAGCAGAUGAAGGCGGUUGUACAGAAGGUAUUCUUCGACAAGGGACCAAAGUUUGUAUUCUCUACUCGUGCCAAGGUACCAUAUAUCUUGAAGGAGGGUAGUGAGACAAAGCUUUUCGGUGACAACUACAGCUUCGUUCCAGGAAAGGAGGAAUUUAUUAGGAAGGGGUCUGCAGGAUAUGUCGUUUCAUAUGGUGACAUGCUCCACCGCUCAUUGGACGCGGUUGAGCGUCUGCGUAAGGAGGGAAUUGAUGUUGGAUUGAUCAACAAGCCAACACUCAACAUUGUGGAUGAAGAUGCCAUGCAGGUAUAUGGCAAGACAGGAUUUGUGUUGGUAGUUGAAUCAAUUUCACAGAAGAAUGGUAUGGGAUCGAGAAUGGGUACACAAUUGCUUCAACGUGGAUUGACAACCAAGUAUGAUUACAUGGGUGCGACAACCGAGGGAUGUGGAGGAGUUGCGUACCAAAUCAAGCACCAAGGAUUAGAUGCACCUGCGGUCCAAGAUAGAAUCAGAAAGAUUGCAGGACGCAACGGGUUAUACUCGCUCUACUAUGGCCCCCAAGACGUUUUACAGCAAGGAAAAAAGGAAAGAAGUGUGGUACUCUUAAAUACCGCAGCGACGGACGAGAACUCGUUCCUAGUUAAGGGUCUAACGGCGUACACAGAAGGUACUGUUGACUUUCUGAAACCCUCGUUUGUGAAUGGAAUGUGGUUUUUGUCUUCUAUAUUGAUGGACAAACUGCGAAGAGUUACUUCGCCCUCAAAAGACCGGCGCGACUUAAAUCGCCUUUCCCUCGUCGAGCUCAAUCGUCACUUCAACGAGAGACCGUUGCCUUUGUGA